AUGUGUCUCCCUUUCUGAACGUGGCAGCAGUUUCUCUAACACAAUAAGGAAGAGACCUCAUCAAAACAACUGCACGUUAUAGUCCAGGAAUCUUUCGGUAACAAAUGGCCCCCAAAACCGUGAAAAAGGUCAUUAAAGACACGCUGGCCAACCUUUCAAAGGAGAACUUUGACGAUUUCUGCGACCAGCUUGUGGACCGCAGAGAGGAGCCGCAGGUCAAACGCAACCGGGUGGAGGGAAAAAGCUUCUUAGUGGUCGCAGAUGUCUUGGUUUCAACUUUCACCGAGGAGAGAGCUCCUGGAGUGGUCGAAGACUUACUGAGAGAGAUCGACUGCCACAAGGAUGCGGACAAACUGGUCAAAGAGAUCGCUGGACUGGAUUCAAAACCUGGUUCCAGUGACACUGCCGGUCCCUCAGCUGGAGCAACUGGUGUGAAUACCAUGGCAGAAGGUGACCGCUCAGGGGAACACUUUGUGGAUAAAUAUAGAGCCCUGCUGAUCGAUAGAGUGAGCGACAUUGAGGCCAUUUUGGAUGAGCUCCUCGACCAAAAAGUCAUCACACUGGGGAAUUAUGAUGAAAUCUUGGCCAUCCCUACCUCUAGGGGUAGGAUGAGGAAGCUCUACUCUGGUCCCCUGAAUUCUGCUGGACACGACGGCAAAGAAGUCUUCUACAAACUCCUUGAGGAAAAGGAAAAACUUCUUAUUGCUGAGCUUAAGAAAAAGAAGUGAAUCUUGUGGUGAAUAACAUUUUUAGACCAAAUAUAUAGUCUUACUGAGCCCAUUUUUUAUACGAUAACAAUGGGGGAAUUUUAAUGUUAAUGCUAUGUCCCUCAGGGGGUUUUCUAAAAAAAAAUAGCUUUUUCAGCUCUAUGCUUAAACAUCUGUUUCCCCUUAAUUUUAUGUUGAAAUAAAUUGAAAUCUGAGUGAGGUGUGGUGCCUCCUCUACCUGAUCAGUGAGGCUCAGGAUGAGAUGAGUUUUCCUUCAAGGUUCAAAACCAGAUUCAGUAAAUGUUUAUCAGACAAUCGUAAGAAAUGAUUAGAGGUUCUCACCAGACAUGUAAUGUUUUUAUCCAACAAAGAACAAAUGGAAUGAAAGUCUGUUUUUAUCCUAAUUAUCUGAUGUUAAUUAAAACACGCUUGAUCAUGAAUGAUUAUCCAUAACUUUUGCAUGUAAAGCAGGUACCUCUCAUAUAUGCUAAAAGAUUAAGAGCAAGAGUUUUUUAAUCACUCUUUUUCUGCCCUAUAAGAAUAACUUUACUUUCGGAGGGUCUUUUGAAAAACGUUCUAUUUGUAAAUUUAUAUCAAUUUAUAAUAAAGUCUUCUGA
Messenger RNA from Anoplopoma fimbria (sablefish), 1324 nucleotides. Its product is annotated as apoptosis-associated speck-like protein containing a CARD. The record is from RefSeq and is a predicted model, not a curated record. Gene Ontology annotation, biological process: regulation of apoptotic process. Lineage: Eukaryota; Metazoa; Chordata; Actinopteri; Perciformes; Anoplopomatidae. The transcript is spliced from 4 exons. Bases 105 to 728 code for a protein of 207 amino acids.